Molecule: messenger RNA, 4799 nt
Organism: Phodopus roborovskii (desert hamster)
Lineage: Eukaryota; Metazoa; Chordata; Mammalia; Rodentia; Cricetidae
Gene: Fam20b
Product: FAM20B glycosaminoglycan xylosylkinase
Exons: 8
Coding region: 270-1499 (409 amino acids)
Biological process (GO): protein phosphorylation
Cellular component (GO): Golgi apparatus
Molecular function (GO): phosphotransferase activity, alcohol group as acceptor
Source: RefSeq, a predicted model, not a curated record
GUGGGCGGGAGCCGCAGUGGCGGCGGUGGAGGCUGGGGGCGGUGAGAGCGGCUUGGGGCUGCCCCUCCCCGGAGGCGGCGGGGGCGGCCGGGGCCGCGCCGCACCGCACCGCGCGGGCGGCUAUGGAGCGAGCCUGAGGCCCGCCAGGAGUUGUGGAGGCACUGCAGUGAAGAGCUAUGUAAUCACGGAGUCGCCUUGUAAUCAUCACCACCUGUUCUCCUUGAUAAGCCAGCGAGAAAGUGGGUCAAGGAAAAGGAAAAGAGGCCAACAUGAAGCUGAAGCAGCGAGUUGUGCUGCUAGCAAUACUCCUCGUCAUCUUUAUCUUCACCAAAGUUUUCCUGAUAGACAACUUAGACACAUCAGCUGCCAACCGAGAAGACCAGAGGGCCUUUCACCGAAUGAUGACUGGCUUGAGGGUGGAGCUGGUGCCUAAAUUGGACCACACCCUGCAGUCUCCUUGGGAGAUUGCAGCCCAGUGGGUGGUACCCCGGGAAGUAUACCCUGAAGAGACACCAGAGCUGGGAGCAAUCAUGCACGCCAUGGCCACUAAGAAAAUUAUUAAAGCUGAUGUGGGCUAUAAAGGGACACAGCUAAAGGCUUUACUGAUCCUUGAAGGAGGACAGAAAGUUGUCUUCAAACCUAAGCGGUAUAGCAGAGACUAUGUGGUAGAAGGGGAGCCAUAUGCUGGUUAUGACAGACACAAUGCAGAGGUGGCAGCCUUUCAUUUGGACAGGAUUCUGGGUUUCCGACGAGCUCCUUUGGUGGUUGGCAGAUAUGUUAAUCUUCGGACAGAGAUCAAGCCGGUGGCCACAGAGCAGCUGUUGAGCACCUUCCUAACUGUAGGGAAUAAUACAUGCUUCUAUGGCAAGUGCUAUUACUGCCGAGAGACAGAGCCAGCGUGUGCUGAUGGAGACAUGAUGGAAGGAUCCAUCACACUUUGGCUUCCAGAUGUGUGGCCCCUGCAGAAACAUCGACACCCCUGGGGCAGGACUUACCGAGAAGGCAAAUUGGCCAGGUGGGAAUAUGAUGAGAGCUACUGUGAUGCUGUGAAGAAAACAUCCCCCUAUGACUCAGGCCCACGCCUGUUGGACAUCAUUGACACUGCUGUUUUUGAUUACUUGAUUGGCAACGCCGACCGCCAUCACUAUGAAAGCUUUCAAGAUGAUGAAGGCGCUAGCAUGCUUAUCCUUCUUGAUAAUGCCAAAAGCUUUGGGAACCCCUCGCUGGAUGAGAGAAGCAUCCUCGCCCCUCUCUAUCAGUGUUGCAUCAUUCGGGUUUCAACCUGGAAUAGACUGAACUACCUAAAGAAUGGAGUGCUAAAGUCUGCCUUAAAAUCUGCCAUGGCCCACGACCCCAUCUCCCCUGUGCUCUCUGAUCCACACUUGGACACUGUGGACCAGCGGCUUCUGAAUGUCCUUGCCACAGUCAAGCAGUGUACUGACCAGUUUGGGAUGGACACUGUGCUUGUGGAAGACAGGAUGCCGCUCUCCCACUUGUAACUCUCAACAUGAAACAAGUGGCACUGAUUUUAGAGAAACAGCACAAUCAAUUCCAAAUGGCAUGUGAUGGCCUGCAAAUGGCCAGCAGCGGGCUUUGGUGGUAGAAGACAGUGGUCCUGGGAGUGCUUGGUGUUUUCUGCAGUGUCGGCAUGGGAGCUUGUCUGUGAGGUUACCUGGCAUCUUCAGCAGGCUCCGGCUCGGGUCAGUCUUAUUCCUACACCAAAGGACAAGCAGGCAUGACACUGGCUAAGGAAUUGGUUCCAGAGUAUGUCUGGAAUGAAAGUUGCCGUCCUUUCUCCACACCCAUGGAUUCUGUAGACUGACUUUGCGGUCCCUUGUGUCUUUAAAAGCAAACAAACAAAGGCAGAAGUAGUCAGAUAAUUAAAUGUGCUGCUCCUCCAGAGUGUCAUCAGACAGAAUAGCACAGUCUGCUGGAGACCCAUUUUAAGGUAGAUAGAGGAAGGGAAGGUCAGGAGGGUAUUGGAGCUCUUAGCUAUGAGUGCUGUGGAUUUGACAUCUCAGGGAAGAGAAGAGGGAGGGACUCACUCUGUAGAAUCAGGAGGAUGGUUGCCUUAGUGAAAAUCAGCUUCCCCCGUAUUUAGGUUCUUAGAUGUGUCCGAAGCAAACAUUCAUUUCCAGUCCUGUUCAAAUGAACCAAAAUCGUUUCUAAACGAAAUAGGAUUACAAUCCAAGCAUGAUGCCCGCCACACACUGACUUACCCUCAUGCCCAUCUUUUGCCCAGAGUAGCAAAACAAGCAGAAAUAAUACAAGUUUGGUACCUGUGAUCUCUGUUAUCCUCACUGCCCCCUCCAUUGGCAUUGUUUAUUUUGGGGUAGACUAUAGGCUAUUACUCUAGCCCAUGCUGGUCUGGAACUUGGUGUAUAACCCAGGCUAGCAUUGAACUGGCAGCAGUCCUCCUGCCUCAGCCUUCCACAUGCUAGGAUUGUAAGUAUAAACAACCAUACUCCGAUCUCGCUUCUCUUCUAAGGUGUAAGGCAUUUGAUCAGCGAUGGCCUUGUCUGUGCCUUUUCUUAUGAGAAAGUGUCCUGCUGGCAGCUGGACUGAGCUUGUGAUAUGGGCCCUGCAGGUAACAGAGAAAAAGAGCUUAAGCCUUCUGAGCCUCGAAACCGAAACUACCACAAAGAUCCUUAAUGUUUUGGUUCACAUUGGAGCUCUGACCCGAUGGUGUACUUAGUAGAAUUCUUUGACCUCCUUGCAGCAUUGUCAAGUUCAGGGUUAGUUGUGUGCUCUGGCAAAGUCGCUUGGCAUGGAAGAGCUGUGGUAAAUUACAGCUGAGGGCUAGGGAUGGCGUCCGCAUUCAGAGCUGUGUGUUCCCUACACCUCUUGUCCAGUUAUGGACUUCUGUCAAGACCAGCCUUCAGUGCCAUGCUUGACAUUUAGUACCAGCCAUGGAGCCUGGCAUGAGGCAACUACCUUUUGAGUUUAAGCCCUCAGAUUUCUCACAUUGAAACCUAGUAGCCUAUAACAACUUUUAAAAGGCAUGAAAUUAGGAAAGUUUGUACACUUUAUGUAUAUUUUGAAGUAGAUUAAGGACUUGGCUGCAUUUUUUAAUGCGGAUAUUGAACUUAAGAAAACAAAUAUUAGCACAAAACACUGAAACAGUGUUAACAAAAGGAGGUACUGAGUCCAGUUUCCAGGCCACUUGCUGUGUGUGCAGCAAAUUAACGGUUGAACUUGAGGUGAGUGUGGUCACUGCUUGCAAAAGUGGGAGCCAGCAGGUGGCAGCAGUCAGCCAUCCCGGCACUCGGACACUGGUAAAGUGAAUGACAGGAGCCUCACUUGUAAUGUUGAAGGCACAUGAUUCUUCCAAGGAAAGAACAGGUAGAAAGGGUGCUCAGGAAAACAACUUUUUCCUUAGCAUAGUCACAGAAAUCAUGUCACACUUCAUUUUCACACCCUGGUAUUAGGAGAUAUGCAGAUCCACAGCAGAUAAAGUGAGCCAAAGUGGUGUGACAGCAGUUAGAAUAUAAAUCUCUGUUCUAAGUGGGGUUGGAUUAAGCUUUGUUGGUGAAUCUCAUCAAGGCUGGCAGGGGAGGGUCACAAGCUUCUAGCUCCAAAUUUAUAGACAGGAAGUUGUGUUGGGGAAAAGGAUAGAUGCGUUUUUAAAAAGUAUUGUAAUUCUGGUCUCUUUCUAGGUCAUUGACUAGAGUUAGGGCUGUUAUGAUCAGGUCACCAGAAGGAGGUAAGUCAGCUCCAAAUUAUGUUUACCAGCUGAACAUCUGAAUACAUGGAUACAUUUACUACAAAACCAAAAAACCAGAACCCAUCGCUGAUUCCUCAUUUGCUCCCACUUCUUAAAUAUAUGUAUUCUGAAGUUGAAAGGAGAAAUCUAGGUAUAGACUUUUUAUUCUCAAACUGUUCCUUAGUCUCAGGCUGCAUUGUAUAAAAAUUCCUUUUAAAACAAUACGCUCUGGUUUGCUGAAGAUGGGUGGUAUUUUUAAGGCAUGUCUCCCUGUUUGCACUCAGGGUUAAUGUCAAGACUAAAUUUUAAGAAGAAAAUGGAGGAAUUCGGCUACAUUUAUUACAGAUUAUUUUAGCAGCUUUUCUGUUUUCUCAGUGCUGUGACAGCAUUGCCGUCCAAAGGAUCCAUGCUUUCUUUCACACACUCAUGCCUUGGCUCUCCAUCCCCAUGCACUACACUCCUUCAGCCUCCCUUCUCAUUCCUAUUCCUCACUGGAUCUCUUUGAUCAGCAAACAACCUCUUGUGAUCAUAAAACAGCUGUGGUCAGCAAGCUCCCUUGUGCCUGUGAUCUGACUUUCGGGAUGGUGGGUAGAGGGCUUUGGGUCAAUGUGGCUGGGGUUGUAUUCUGCCAAGGAACAUGGAUUUCCUUUGACACAAGGAAGUGCUGACUGACUCUGAGAAAGGACUUGGCCAGUAAAGGUUAGCACAUCCACCAAGCAUCUCCUGAGCAGUCUGCUGAGCCAGGUGACCUGACUGUGAAACUUGUUCCAUGGGGGAGGCUGGCUUUUCUCCCCUGUAUUUCCCUAGUCUGGGUGGUGAAUGGGGACUGGGUACUGCACUGUCAUGAGUUUUUAGGACUUACAGUGAUCCCCAAACUAUUGGGGUAAGCUGGGAAUAACUUACUGGGAGGUUAAUUUAUUUGUCUAAAAGGUGGUGUAAGCAUCACUGCCCUCUUGUUUGAUCUGCCUGGGAUUUCCUCUUGGAGCUGUUGUGCAGACAGAGGUUGUACUUGGUAAGAAACCAAACAAAUUUCUAAUGUGUUCUAUGGGUUUCAAUUCUGGAAAAAAAAAUAAAGAUUUUAAUAUAUAUUAUUGUA